Molecule: messenger RNA, 526 nt
Organism: Ixodes scapularis (black-legged tick)
Lineage: Eukaryota; Metazoa; Arthropoda; Arachnida; Ixodida; Ixodidae
Product: carbonyl reductase [NADPH] 1
Molecular function (GO): carbonyl reductase (NADPH) activity
Source: RefSeq, a predicted model, not a curated record
ACCGAAACGCUCACUCCCCGGUUGGUACUCAAUCCGGAAGGUUGCGGCUGGUUGGGCGUUGGUGCGCAGGUGUAGCCCGUGGCCGUCUGCUUUUUCGUCCGCCAACGAUAUCGGCAAAUUUCUCGGCCGACAUGUCUCCGAGGGUCGCUGUGGUAACCGGAAGCAACAAGGGCAUUGGACUCAGCAUCGUUAAAUUCCUCUGCCAACAGUUUGAUGGAGAUGUCUACCUCACAGCCAGGGACGAGAAGCGAGGCAAGGCGGCCGUAAAGGAGCUGGAGCAGAUGCUGCUCCACCCCAAAUUCCACCAGCUGGACAUCGACGACCCGGGAAGUGUCCUGAAGCUCCGAGACCACCUGAAAGACACCUACGGGGGCCUCGACGUACUCGUCAACAACGCAGGCAUCGCUUACAAGCGAAGUGCCACGGAACCCUUCGCGGAACAGGCGGAGGUCACUGUCAAGACAAACUUCUUCUCGACACUCAACGUGUGCAAGGAGCUGUUCCCGCUGCUGCGCCCUCACGCCAG